ACUAGGAAGCUGAGGUUUCCAAGAAGAUCAAAGUUUGAACGCAAUUUUCUACCUGAAAUGGCCUCCCGACUAAGGGUUGAUCCAGAGAAAAUAUAUGAGUGUUGUUUGGAGAUUACUGCUCCCGAAGUUGAGAAUAAGAAAGAAGCAACAAUUAAAUUCAUAUAUCCCCCAGAUUUUAAUGAUGAGGAAGCCCUCAAGCAAAUCCCAGACUUUUGUUAUCCUUGCAUUUCUACCUCGGAUGCAGUACAAAGUUACACGUUUGUGCUGACGGAUCUUCAAAGCCAAUACAGAUUUGGAUUUUGUCGAUAUUCACCAAAUGUAAAAACAUGUCUUUGUAUCUUAAGUUAUUUUCCUUGGUUUGAGACGUUUUAUGUGUUACUCAACACUAUAUCUGAAUUAAAAAAGAAAACAGAGAAAGACUUGGUCAUACCAUUAUUAGAUGCCCUGUUAAAAAGAACUCCACCAAAUCCUGGAGUCACUUUUAAAGUAAAACCUCAUGGCUGUGACAAGGAAUAUAGUUUUAAGACACCUGAUACUACAAAGUUACCAUCCAUACCAGAAAAUCAUAAUUUAACAGAUUAUUAUGCUCACAUUGACCCAAUGAAUAUGAUCCACUUAUUUGUUAGCAUGUUUUUUGAAAGAAGAAUAAUAAUUACUUCAAAGAAACUUAGUUUGUUAACAGCAUGUACUUAUGGUGCUGCAUCACUACUCUAUCCAAUGCAUUGGCAGCAUAUAUUCAUCCCUAUCAUGCCUCCUCAUUUGUUGGAUUAUUGCUGUGCGCCAAUGCCGUUUCUUAUUGGUGUCCAUGCAUCUCUAAUGCAGAAAGUUUAUAAGAUGCCGUUAGACGAAGUGGUCAUUCUAGAUGCAGAUACAAAUGAAAUUGAUACUCCUUUUCAUGACUGUGCAAAAAUACCUCAAGAUGUGAUACUGACCCUCAAAAGCACCCUUAAGAAGACAGUCUACCCAAUAGAAGACCAUGUCUCCAAGGCAUUUCUCUGUGCCAUGGUUUCAUUAGUCGGUAGCUACAGAAAUGCACUAAGAUUUAAACCAGGAGAACGAAUUAUAUUUGACAAAGACGCGUUUAUUCAAUCCAAAUCUACUAGCAAAGGAGCUUUCUUGGAAACAGUUUUACAACUACAGUUGUUUGACCAGUUUAUUGGUGAGCGGUUGGAUCUGCUGAAUUCAGGCCAAGGAUUCAAUGAUCUUUUUGAAGAGCAAAUUGGCCUUCAAGCAGAGGAUCAAAAAAAGUUGAAACAUCAGUACAAGAUUUGGAAGAGACAAAGCACAAAAUAUAUUGAAAAGGCUAUGAAGUCUUCAAAAUACGGUUUCAACGAAACCAAGACAUAUUUAAUGGGAGUUAAAAAAGAAGCCAAGAAAGGUCUAAUCCAGUUGAAGGAUAACAUUGGUGAGAAGCUUCGAGGGAAGGAGGAUGAGGAGAUAGGCGGAGAGCUGAAAAAGUCCAACUCCCUUCCCUACAUGAAACACUAUGGUAUUGGUGCAAAGAUUUCCCCCAUUACGAGACGAAAAGCAUUGUCCCCACAGGCAAGAAAGGCGCACAGUUUUCACCAAGAAAAUGACGUCAGAAGACCACGCCCAAAGCGCCCACCCCCACCAAACGUCCGUGAUCGAACCAAUGCGAUGUCAUUAGUACUCGAUUCAGACCUGAAUGAACGUGAGAUGCCGACUCGGCACAGUACUCCUGAUCUAAAGAUUGAUCCUCCAAUAGCUAAGCUCGUAUCGAUCGAUUCUCCCGAAGAAGACAAGACAAAUGAGGAUGACAAGAGAAGUACCUUACUUGACUUGUCAGAAGCGCUCCAAGAUGAACAAGUCAACGAGGCUUCAUCCAGCCCUCCCUCAGAUAAAAUAGAAAAUCCCGCGAGUACCCAACCAGCAAACUCUCCAAAACCUUCCCGACCGUCGAGGAAUACAUCAUCGGGGAAAAAUCCGAAUCGCCCGAAAGUGCCUCCCAGGCCUUCUCUUUCUAGAAAAACUUCCGGUUCGUCUGAUACUUCCGACGUCAGGUCAGGACAGCAUUCCCCAGCCACCCCCACUGGGUUUGUUCUUACACCUUUAAGACAUUUGUCAAUUGAUUUACACAAAGACAUUUUGACUUCACUUGGACCUGAUUUCGAUGGAUUUUUUCCGAACGCCGAAAGUCAAAAUUCUACGAACACUUCCGAAAGUUCUCCGACGUUAGUCGAUGGCCUUACGAACUCUGUAGAGACAAAAGAUAAACAUCAGAAGAAUAACGUCAAAGAAAACGAACCUGCGGGUAAAAAUAUAAAUGCUCUCGAUAAUUCUUCGCCGCAAAUCGAUAAGAAAUCGGUAACCGACGAGUUGUCAGAAGUGUUCAACUCCAACGACGUCGAAAAGAAGUCCGAUUGGGUCAACUUUGAAUAGAUGAAACAUCUUCAUGUUUCGUGAAGAUUCUUCAGUUUUAUUGCUAGGGUUUUUUAAUGGUUUCUACCAUGGAUGGAGUUCAUUCCAGGCAGGUUUCAAUGUCAUACAAUGGCUGGUCAGAUAUCUAUGAUGUCAAGCCCAGUUACCUCUUCAGAAAAUAACCUCUAAGGUCAAUCACGGGGAAGUUAUCCUCAUUUUUUGUGUCCUUAUAUUAUCAUAAAUAUUUUUGGUCAACAACAAAUAUUUUUCUGGGAUUUGUGGUAGGUCAGUUGAUGUGCCUUCCUUUUGUUUCCUGUAGUUUGCACGAAAACUCCGCUUCGGCUAUGAAAACAAUAUGUAAGAAACGUAGAUGGAAAAAAUAUUGAAUUUUCAAAAAAAAAAAAGGUGUUUUUAUAAACCACAUAUUUGCGGUAAUAUGCUGACACGAAGACCAAGACUAGGCUCCCUGUGGUGGACUAAUCUUUUAUUGUGACCCGUCAAUUUUGGGUGCGCAAGGCAUCACGGUAGCGCUAUUUCAGCCUACGGUAAAUCGUAAUACCAGAAUUUCUCAAGAAUAAGCUUUUUCAUCUUCCUUUUAAAAGCCAUCGAAAUUUAACAAUUUCUUGUUGCAAGAUGUGAAGUUUUAAAUGCGUGACUGAAUAACGUGUUAAGCGUUGUGUGACAAAGAAUAUGUAAGCGUUACUCAGCUUGGGAAGCUCAUUUUUUUAUUCAGAGAAAAAUCUCACUAAGAUGUAUA
Messenger RNA from Actinia tenebrosa (Australian red waratah sea anemone), 3136 nucleotides. Its product is annotated as DENN domain-containing protein 1A. The record is from RefSeq and is a predicted model, not a curated record. Gene Ontology annotation, cellular component: intracellular membrane-bounded organelle; cytosol. Lineage: Eukaryota; Metazoa; Cnidaria; Anthozoa; Actiniaria; Actiniidae. Gene Ontology annotation, molecular function: phosphatidylinositol phosphate binding; guanyl-nucleotide exchange factor activity. Gene Ontology annotation, biological process: endocytic recycling; endocytosis.